UGCUCAUAUGAAUGCACGAUUCACCGAAGUCAAUGCAAUAUCGGGGUCACAACCGGUAACUCCCCAAAAUAUUUUGAUCACGUCGAUGUUUGCAGUUAAAAUAUUAUUGGGCAGGAAGUACAUAGCCCUGGCGUGUAUAACUUUCAGCACAGGCCGUGUUUCUUUCGAGAGUAGUUUUGUGGUAACUCCGGACGACAAAAUUGAAGCAUUUUCUCAUGGUUGCACUCUUAUACAACUGGUGUGGACUGCAACAGUGUGCUUGUGGUGCAUGUACAGGAGCUGAUUUUUAAAGCAUAACAAUUUCUCCAUAGAAGCACACACACAUUUGGUCCAUUCAGUAUGUGCUGCUAUCCGGACAAAUAUGGCCGACCGAGUGCCCUCUGCCUCGUUCCCCUGGCGUUCCUCUGUAUAAUGCUGGGCGGGGGCCUGGUGGGGACGUGGGUGGGCUGCUAUUACGAAUGCAUCCGUGGGAAGGAGGUUGAGUACAACUACUAUGCCGCGGUCUGGACUGGCGGUUUGGCGGUGUUCAGUGGAGUCUUCCAGCUGUUUCUUGUUUGUUUCUGGAAUAAAUGUCUGAAAUACUUCCUGGUGAUCUACAACGUGGUGUUGGUGCUGUGCUGCCUACUGAGCGCUGCCCUGUACAGCUACAUCACCUACUUGGAGAAUGAGGCAGUGCCGCAGGGCGAUCCGUCGCCGAGCGUUGGCGUGAUCCUGUCGGCGGUGCAGGCCGUCUUGGCCGUGUUCAUCCUCUUCUUCGUCAUGGUGUGGAACUGCGUCAUCGGCUGCGCUAGUCUGGACGACGAGUCGGAUUCGUACGACGACCACCGCAGAGCCACCAACAGGUCGCGUAGCCACCAACGCCCCCGAGAAACCAGCGGCCCUUACGAGGACGACUUCUUCAAUCGCGAGCCCGGCAUCUACAGCGCUGAGCAGAGCCAGUAUCAAGAACGCCCCCAGGAGGUCAGCUACGGCCAGCCGGACCGUACCAAUACGUCCACCGGGUACAUCAUCCCACGGGCGUCUGUGAGGGGCGCGGUGAAGGACGACCGGCAGGGAUACCACAGCAACGGCGGCACCAUGGUGGUGGACGGCAGGGAGCCACGCGGCUUCUACUCGGGCUCCAGCAGGUUCAGCUCCGCCCCCACUCGCCAGAAUGGAUACAUCCAUCAAAAUGGCGGCGCCGUACCGAACGCCAACAGCAUGGGUCGGGUUCGUGAUGCUGUCGGGUCCCGUUCGGGUGACCUUGGUAGUGACCGGUACGGGCGGGGUAUUAGUCUGAUGCAGAUGCAUGGCGUGGCUCCCGCUUCAAGCAACAUCACCGAUGGUUACUAUUAGCUUACACAGGGACCUAGCAUCCACCAAAAUAUGUCCAUAACCCCAACAUAAUUCAACAGCAUAUUAUGACGCGGUAGAUCUUUAAGAACAAAUAUGUAUGAAUGGUGAACGAUAUUGUGUGUUUGGUAUUCACACGCUGUAGUUUGAACCGCUCAUAUUCCACUACAUGUUUAACAAGAAUUUUAAAAGGGGAAGGACAUGUCAGAAAACAAUGCCUAAAUUGUUCCACCGUAAACAACAUAUUUCUUUUACGGUCAGAUAACCAUUUGUGUUAGUGUCAAUUAACUUAGGUAAGGACCCAAGUAAUGUGCAUUCCUUUGAGACAAGGGUUCGAUUAUUUUAAUACGCUGAUGGAAUGGAAAGUGUUUAAGCAGUUUACUUCUUUUUCUUUCUAAUACAGGGAAUCAUAAUGUGUAAACUAAACCAAUUUGGGGGUGGUAGUGGAAUAGUUGAAAUAUAUUGCCGUAUAGGCCUACGUGUAUUCUAAGUCAAUUAAACAAAUGACUGGUGGAUAGGAGAGCCGAAUCCUCAUCAGCAACAAAAGACAUCAAUUUUUAUAUUUCAAUGAAUAAUUAAGAUUACCAAUUUUAACUUUUUUGUUUACCUAUAUGUAUUUACCUCGUAACUGGUUCGAAUACUGUAUGUUUGGUAUGGUAUGCUUGGAAUUUCAUCCAAAAUGCUUUUUAUAGCGGCCUGAGACAUCCAUUCAGGAGACAAUUAUUCAGAGCGAUGAUUUGAUGUGAUUUGUCACGAACAGAGCCAUGUUGUUUGUCUUUGACAUUCAUCUUGAAUAGUCAGAUACCUGCUGUAACGAUGGUAGCCUUAUUGGUCUCAUCCCAAGAUCUUGAGUAUACUUUCAAUACUAUUGCUACCUCUUAAAUUCACAAGACUAAGUGGUGGUAGAAAGACGAGGCAUUGCGGAAGAGAAGUGCAAAAGUAGUAUUUCUUGUGCAUUGCACAGUAUACAGUACUGUAAGUUGUAGUCUCGAUUAAUUCUGGAAAAGGUGCCCUUAGGGCUAGGCUCAAUUUUGCCAAAAUGAUCAUGUCGUUGAAAUAAUUGUAAAAAGCAACCCAGAAAAAUCAAUUCGUUGCGCCAAUGUAUAUAUUUUAAAUGAAAAGGAAGUGUUCUUUAAGUACACACAACAAUUUGUUUUGAAAUACGAACUCUAAGUUUGAAAAACAGAGUCUGUAAAUAUUCGUUUGCCAUGGAAAGAUUUUACACAGUAUUUUUGUAAUUAAAUAUAUCCACGUCCAUGUAUUCUAUACUCGUCAUAUAUAAUUGUAUGUACAUUUUAACUCACGUUUAAAACAAAAUAUACUUUUGUACGUACUAGGAUUUAAUUUUUGGAUACGUAUUUUUUUUAUCUGAAAUAGUCUCUUUUGUUGGAGUUCACUUCGGGAAACUAUGUGUUCACGUCAUGUUACGUCUUGUAAUACGUCGUGUAACACGUCGAACCUUUUUGUAAGUUUUUCUCAAUUAGAUAUCGUUUGAAGUUCUUAUCACUUAGUUUGUGAAGGCCUUUAGAUACUCAACUAACGUCAUCAGACGAUUUAAUCAGGUGGUAACACUUGGCGUUCACGCUGCACGUCUUGUUUAAUCGACCAAUCCGUCACGCCCCUCCCAAAACACUUGACCAAUCACAGCCUUGAUAAAUGUCCGACAUGCCUACACGCGCGUAUGCUGCGCGCGGCUUAGAUAUGCAGUGACAUUGAAGAGGCGCACGUGUUGUUUCCUGAUUAGUGCGCAGUGGGCGGGGCUUUAUAAUGGAUCGGUUUAUUUGAGGUGUGCACAUAUUUUGGCAAGUUGUACAGACACAGUUGGCCGCAUGAGCAUGAAGUUGGCAUGUGUAUAAACAUUGUGCUAUGAUCAAUAAUGGCUCCUAACUGGUGCCAUCUGAUUCAGUAUUUAAUACACAUUUUGUUUAAAGGGUGUCAUUAUCGACAUUUGAAUUGAGGAACUCAAAUUGUAAUUAUAUUGCUAUUCAUGUAAGUUUUGAAUCCAACACUUGCGUGAGUUCGGUGAGUGACCAUACUUUAAAGGAUGUUUCGGUGAGUGACCACACUUUAAAGGUGUUAUAUCCAGCAUUUUAUAUGUUAAAUUCAACUGUUAAUUCAACAUUUUAAAUGUUGAUCAUGUUGAUUCACCGCUUUCAAUGUGUUAAACUUGAAAAACAAGAAGGUCGAAUUAACACAUAACAGUCUAAGUGUUGGAUUGAAAAUGCAUGGUUCAAUAUUUAAAAAUGCUGGAUUCAACACUUUCAAAGUAUGGUCACUGACCGAACUCAUGUAAGUGUUGGAUUGAACACUCCAGUUUUUAGAGUGUAUUGCCAAGUAAGUCACCAGAUGAAUUUGUGUUUGAACAUGUUUAGAGAAAUUGUAAUAUGGUCUUUGCAGUCUAAAAUGAAAUCGAUUUUUAUAAAAACAAGUUUUUUUAAGCGCCUUAAUUUUUUUUAAUAAGCAAGACCACAUCCCUUUUUUAUGUAUUAGCGGGGUGGAUUCUUUCUUUUAUUUUUUCUUUAAUUUUUUCAUGUAUAUGGGAUGAUUUUAUUUUAAGAUUUGUUUACUGUGUAUUGGCAAUUAAAUGAAAUUAAAAUUGAACAAAUUACCGCCUCACA
Patiria miniata (bat star) is the source of this 3950-nucleotide messenger RNA. RefSeq lists its product as uncharacterized. Lineage: Eukaryota; Metazoa; Echinodermata; Asteroidea; Valvatida; Asterinidae. The coding region runs from base 340 to 1335 and encodes 331 amino acids. The transcript is spliced from 5 exons. The record is from RefSeq and is a predicted model, not a curated record.